GCAGAGCAGUGGACAAGUAGAGCCGGUUCUAAAAAACACUUGAUUUUUCAAAAAAAAAAAAAAAAAAAACUGUUUAAAACUAAAGAAAUUCCGAAGAAAUUAAACAGCAAAGAGUUAUGUAUAUAUAUUAGAGGCUGCAAUUUACCUAAUUUGUCAAAGUUCAAAAUUCCCUUCCUAAAAUCUUCUUCUGCUUCUCACGCAUACUGGUUGCACUGUCGCUGUUAAUUUGCGCUUCUAAGGUAGAGGAAAUUGGAAUAUGGAGGACGAUGGCUAUGUGGAAUAUGUUCCAGUGGCAAAAAGACGGGCAUUGGAGGCACAAAAGAUUCUUCAGAGAAAGGGAAAGGCCUCUGCUCUAGAAGAUGAAUUGGAGAAAUCAAAACUUGCUGAAGCAAAACCCAGCCUUCUUGUCAAGGCUUCCCAACUUAAGCGUGACCAACCUGAAAUUAGCCAGACAGAGCAAAUUGUGCAGCAAGAGAAGGAGAUGAUAGAACAUUUAUCAGAUAGGAAAACACUAAUGUCUGUUCGUGAAUUGGCUAAGGGGAUCACGUAUACUGAGCCUCUAUUGACUGGAUGGAAACCACCACUUCAGAUUAGAAGAAUGUCCAGAAAGCAGUGUGAUGCGAUUCGGAAACAGUGGCACAUUAUAGUUGAUGGUGAGGAUAUUCCCCCACCAAUAAAGAAUUUUAAAAGUAUGAGAUUUCCUGAGCCUAUUUUGAAGAAGCUAAAAGAUAAAGGGAUUGUGCAGCCUACUCCCAUUCAGGUGCAGGGACUUCCUGUUAUCUUAACAGGAAGGGAUAUGAUUGGGAUUGCUUUUACAGGAUCUGGCAAAACCCUGGUUUUUGUGCUUCCGAUGAUUAUGGUUGCUUUGCAGGAGGAGAUUAUGAUGCCCAUCGCGCCUGGAGAAGGACCUUUUGGUUUGAUUAUUUGCCCUUCAAGAGAACUUGCCAGACAGACUUAUGAAGUGGUGGAACAGUUUUUGAUUCCUAUGAAAGAGGCUGGGUAUCCAGAGUUGAGGCCAUUGCUCUGUAUUGGUGGAGUGGAUAUGAGGUCGCAGUUGGAGGUUGUGAAGAAGGGUGUACAUAUUGUUGUUGCAACUCCCGGGCGGUUGAAGGACAUGCUAGCAAAGAAGAAAAUGAAUCUGGACAAUUGCAGGUAUCUGACAUUAGACGAGGCUGAUAGACUGGUGGAUUUGGGCUUCGAGGAUGAUAUAAGAGAAGUCUUUGAUCACUUUAAAGCUCAAAGGCAAACUCUUUUAUUCUCUGCCACCAUGCCUACAAAAAUUCAGAACUUUGCCAGAAGUGCUUUGGUAAAGCCUGUUACUGUUAAUGUUGGAAGGGCAGGAGCUGCAAACCUUGAUGUGAUCCAGGAGGUUGAGUAUGUAAAACAGGAAGCAAAGAUUGUUUAUCUUCUGGAGUGCCUGCAGAAGACACCACCUCCAGUUCUAAUUUUCUGUGAGAACAAGGCUGAUGUGGAUGACAUUCAUGAAUAUCUCCUUUUAAAGGGAGUUGAGGCUGUGGCCAUUCAUGGAGGCAAAGACCAGGAAGAGAGAGAAUAUGCAAUUUCUUCCUUCAAAGCGGGCAAGAAAGAUGUCCUUGUUGCCACUGAUGUUGCCUCGAAGGGUUUGGAUUUUCCCGACAUUCAACAUGUGAUAAAUUAUGAUAUGCCAGCAGAAAUUGAAAAUUAUGUCCACAGGAUUGGACGAACAGGAAGGUGUGGUAAGACAGGAAUUGCAACAACCUUCAUAAACAAAAACCAGAGUGAGACAACACUCCUUGAUUUGAAACACCUGUUGCAAGAAGCAAAACAGAGGAUCCCACCUGUUUUGGCAGAGCUAAAUGAUCCAAUGGAAGAUGGAGACACAAUCACUAAUGCAAGUGGUGUUAAGGGCUGUGCCUAUUGUGGUGGGCUUGGUCACCGUAUUCGCGAUUGUCCCAAAUUGGAGCACCAGAGAUCGCAGCAACUUGCUAACUCCAGAAGGGAUUACUUUGGUUCUGGAGGGUAUAGGGGAGAAAUCUGAUGUUUUUGUAGCAUCUUCAGUUGAGCCGGUAUGCAUGUUUUUGAAUAUUGUAUCUGUUAAGUCUUUUAAUGGCAUUAUCCAGUAUUAAAUAGUGAUAUUCUUAUUUAUUUUCAUAGUUAAAAUAUGUGAAUGUAAUCCAAGAUUGCUGUAAUAGGAACAUUAGUUCGCACACAAUCAAGAAUCGGCUCGUCUCUAUCCA
Molecule: messenger RNA, 2216 nt
Organism: Ricinus communis (castor bean)
Lineage: Eukaryota; Viridiplantae; Streptophyta; Magnoliopsida; Malpighiales; Euphorbiaceae
Product: DEAD-box ATP-dependent RNA helicase 35
Exons: 3
Coding region: 257-2017 (586 amino acids)
Biological process (GO): mRNA splicing, via spliceosome
Cellular component (GO): spliceosomal complex
Molecular function (GO): zinc ion binding; RNA binding; RNA helicase activity
Source: RefSeq, a predicted model, not a curated record